AUGACGGUCGCUCGUCCUCUGCAUGUCACGGGCGAGCAUGCUGUCGUGAGCACGGGACCGCCAGGCAAGAAAAGUCAAGCCCACUCUAGUUUGACGCUGGUCGAAAGAGAUGCUGAAGGCAGGAUGAGGAUACGAGCCGGAAACGACCGGGAUCAGGAGGACGACCUACCGCUACCCAGCCCGCCCCGAGGGGACCUGUUUCUCGUGCUCGGCCUCCCUGGUCAGUUCCAGUUGGGGUGUGACACCCUGGCGAUGACGGUUCCGGACUCCCAGACGCCGUCCAGUCCGAUCGGCCUCCGAGAUCUGCCUCCAGGGGCACACUUCGUCUGGGUGUCAUCACCCGGUGCCAUCUCUCGCCAAGGCUGCUGGUUUUUCUCAAAGCCGGAUGUUAGUGUUGUCCAUGUCAAGCAGUGGGACCGUUACAACGAAGUCAUGGACGAGUGCGCCCUCCAAAAUGACGCCCGCUUCCUUGCCACGGAAGUGGCGACUCUCUGCCCAAAACUGCUGUCCUACAAUGCCGACGUGUCUGGCCAGGGCCAGUCUUUGUCCGGCAUCUGGCCGCGCCUCACCUCCUGCAUUACCGAGCAGCUCCUCAGCCGAGUGGCCGGCAGGCCAGCCACCGACCAUCCGGUCGAGUGGCUCUUCAAUACCACAGACACUGCUAUAGGAGAGCAAGACGUACUGGGGCUGAGCAAGCCCGCAGAUGCAGGGCUCACCGAGCUCGUCUUUCUCUUGUCCUGCCACCAGAUCGACCCUCAUCGACUUAUGGCCACCAAAAGCCGAGACCCCUCCCAGAUGAACAGAGCCGCGGGUGAUGGAUCUUUGGUGCAGCAUCCCGAACCUGUGCUGUUUGAUGCCACGCUGAGCAUCACCGAGCUGCUGGGAAACUCCAACUCGUCGGCUGGCUACACCGAGCGUGAUAUUGUCGGCGAGCUCCAGUUCGCGUUUCUGACUGGCACGCUGAUCAGCAAUCUGUCCUGCCUAGAGCAGUGGUGGCACGUGGUUCUCAAAGUAUUCCUGCGUGCCCGCAGCCUUGUCACCUGCUGGCCGUGGCUGUGUCGUUCCCUAAUUCAGACUCUCCACUCGCAAUUCAUCUACCUGGACCGUCAUGUCGUCGGAGGCUUCUCACCCGGCUCGGGCGCCACCCCGUAUGUUGGCAACGAAGACGGCAGGGCCAGCAUAUUCGAUGUCAUGCCACACGGCGCUGCCCGCCUCCAAGCUUCGCUAGCUACAUACAGAGGCCAAUUCAACGGCGUGAUCCGGCACCUUGGAAAAGCAGUCGCUGGCGAGCAAGUUGCCGCUGACGAAGCCUUCGCCCAACUCGAGGCCUGGCUGUGGCAGCAUGGCUGGGAUCUGCGCUCUGACCAUGCGUCGCCAACCAUGUGCGAGGGCAAUGCCGAUCCCGAUGAUAGCAGUGACGACGAGAACAGCGGCGACAGGUAUAGGAGCGGGACUGGCGAUCGAAAGCUAGCACACCCACAAUCAGCUCAGACAGUCCAGAGUAUGCUGUAUGAGUCGGACGACGAAGAGAACCAACCCGUUCUCGUCGAAUUUGACAAUAACGGACGAGAGAUCGGUCUAGUCUCGUGGGACUAA
This is a messenger RNA of Grosmannia clavigera kw1407, 1596 nucleotides long. RefSeq names its product aar2 domain containing protein. The coding region runs from base 1 to 1596 and encodes 531 amino acids. The record is from RefSeq and is a predicted model, not a curated record. Gene Ontology annotation, biological process: spliceosomal tri-snRNP complex assembly. The transcript has a single exon. NCBI's taxonomy places the organism in Eukaryota, Fungi, Ascomycota, Sordariomycetes, Ophiostomatales, Ophiostomataceae.